Molecule: messenger RNA, 1138 nt
Organism: Arvicola amphibius (Eurasian water vole)
Lineage: Eukaryota; Metazoa; Chordata; Mammalia; Rodentia; Cricetidae
Product: vesicular integral-membrane protein VIP36-like
Exons: 1
Coding region: 1-999 (332 amino acids)
Biological process (GO): endoplasmic reticulum to Golgi vesicle-mediated transport; Golgi organization; endoplasmic reticulum organization
Cellular component (GO): endoplasmic reticulum membrane; COPII-coated ER to Golgi transport vesicle; Golgi membrane
Molecular function (GO): D-mannose binding
Source: RefSeq, a predicted model, not a curated record
AUGAAACUGACAGUGGCAAAAAUUUCUUAUUUUCUUCUGUUGCUGGGGCCGGUGGCUGCGGAUAUAACCGACGGCAACAGUGAACACCUUAAGCGGGAGCACUCGCUCAUCAAGCCCUAUCAAGGGGUCGGUUCCAGUUCCAAGCCGCUCUGGGACUUCCAAGGCAGCACCAUGCUUACGAGCCAGUACGUGCGUCUGACCCCUGACGAGCGCAGCAAAGAGGGCUCGAUUUGGAACCACCAGCCAUGUUUCCUCAAGGACUGGGAAAUGCAUGUCCACUUCAAAGUCCAUGGCACAGGGAAGAAGAAUCUCCAUGGAGAUGGCAUCGCCUUGUGGUACACCCGGGACCGCCUUGUACCAGGCCCUGUGUUUGGGAGCAGAGACAACUUCCCUGGGUUAGCCAUCUUCCUGGACACGUAUCCCAAUGAUGGAACCACUGAGCGCGUGUUCCCGUACAUCUCUGUGAUGGUGAACAAUGGCUCUCUGUCACACGAUCAUAGCAAAGAUGGACGCUGGACUGAGUUGGCAGGCUGCACAGCUGACUUCCGCAACCGGGACCAUGACACCUUCCUGGCUGUCUGCUAUUCCCGGUGUCGCCUCACGGUGAUGACUGACUUGGAGGACAAGAAUGAGUGGAAGAAUUGCAUCGAUAUUACGGGAGUGCGCCUGCCCACUGGUUACUACUUUGGAGCCUCUGCCGGUACUGGUGACCUGUCUGACAACCAUGACAUCAUCUCCAUCAAGCUGUUCCAGCUCAUGGUAGAGCGCACACCUGAGGAGGAAAGUAUCGACUGGACCAAGAUUGAACCCGGGGUCAGCUUCCUCAAGUCCCCUAAAGACAACGUGGACGACCCCACUGGAAAUUUCCGAAGUGGCCCCCUGACGGGGUGGAGAGUGUUCCUGCUGUUGCUGUGUGCCCUCCUGGGCAUCAUUGUCUGUGCUGUGGUGGGCGCCGUAGUCUUUCAGAAGCGCCAGGAACGGAACAAACGUUUCUACUGAGUGGCCAGUCUGACUGGAAGGGCCUGACCUUGGGCCAGGGCUCUUAUGAACUUUUUUUCUACUGGGAUUGUAAAAACAACCAAGCAACCAACCUUAUUUCUUAACUGUUUCAAAGAAAUAAUUAAAGUAUUUUCAUACA